AUGAAUCCUGAACCAAUUACAUAUUCUUCUUUAAUAGUGUUAAAUAUGAGUGCAUUUCCUAAUUUAUCACUAUAUACUAAUGGAUUCAGCUCAUAAAAUUUUAAUUUGAGAUCAUUUCAUUAAUUAAAAGGAGACUUAGAUCAAGAUUAUUAAAAUUGUGUUUUUCGAAUAUUUCCAGUUUUAAAUUAUAGAGCACAUCAUGAUUUAAUAGAAUAAUUCAAAGAUUCUAGUUUUAAAAAAUUUGAAGAAUAAGAAUAAAAAGAAAGAAAGCAAAAAAUUUAAACAACUUUGUUAAAUUUAGAAAAUGAAUUGUCUUCUAACAUAUCUCUAAAUAAUAAAUUAGCAGGAACUCCAUUAGUGUUUAGCUCUUCUAUUUUUCAUUUGGUUCAUGUAUCCUCUUUGAAAUUUCUAGCUUUAGAUGAUAAUAAUUUAGAGGCAAUUCAAUUUAAGUUAAUUGAUUUUCCAAAUGAUAAUACUUUAUUGAAGUUUAAUCCUUGUCUAAAUUUUUAGAAGUUAAGAACUAAUGUAGUUUAUAGUGGUGAUGUUGUUUGUAUAUCAGCAAAUAAAUAAGUUUGUAAUAGAACUGCUAAUUUGUUUAGUGAUUAUUGGGGAUUAAAUUAUUAUGAAUUAAAUGAUGAACCAUAGAAAUAUGAAGAUGAAGUAUGUAGAGCAAAAGUGAUAGCUUCAGUUGAAGAUUCAACUUAAUGGAGAAUUAUGAUAUUUUAAAAUUAAAAAGAGAAUUAAGAAGCAUUAUUUGUUGGUGAUGUGGCAAUAUUCAAUUUGCCAGAAUUGAAUGUAAGAAUUUUAUAAAUCGAUAGUUAUAUUUUAAUGCAAAGAAAACAUAAGAUAUAUAAGAAAAAGUUAAAGAAAUUUUAGAUCGUAAUUCCGUAGAUGAUAUCAGCAAUAUUGUUCAAGAUAAAUUUGUAUUAAUAAAAUAAUAAACAUUAUUUCCAAUUCCUUAAGGUGUUAUUUCUAGAUAAGUUAGUGAAGAAGUUGGUAAAAAUGAAGUUAGAAAUAAUAAAUCAGAUUCUUAAAAUAAUAGUAACAUCUUUGAAAAAUAAAAAUCUAUGUAAUCUCGAUCAUCUUAAAUUAUUUAACCUUCAAAAAAUGUCAAAGAAAUAGAUUAAGCCUUAUAUUCAGAACUUAAAAUAUUAUUUAGUGAUUUUAGUGGUAGUAAAUCAGAAAAAAUUAGAAUCCCCUUUAGUGCUUAUUGGAGAAUAGAAUCUGAGAAUUUUUGUGGAGGAGAAGUCAAAUGGGAGAAAUGUUACAGAAUUAGACAUUUUUAAACAGGUUAAUAUUUGGAUAUUAAUAUAAUGAGAUAAGUUAGACUUACAGAUUAAGUACCAAAAAGUACUUUAUUUUAAUUUGUUCCAAUUAAAUAGAAUUCUAAAUUUGUCAGUAAGGAUUCUUAUUUUCUUAUUAAACAUUUUCAAACUGGAAGUUACAUUUCUAUAAAAAAUGAUCCUGAAUUCCAUAUGAAAGAUGUUAGUACUACUCUUGAUAUAAAUUUAAUUAAUUGUAUGAAAUUCAGAAAAGCUGAUUAUGAGGAUGUAUGGGAAAAAAGAUUUUUAGUGUUUUUGGUACCUAUGUUGAAAGAGGCCAUUUCAUUUUUUGAAAGAGUACAACCUCUUGCAAGUAUAGUAUACAUGAAAAAGAGUGAAGUAUAGGAAAGAAUAGAAUUUUACUAUUUAUUUGAUAAGCUUAAUUCUUUAUUAGAUAUUUUGAAUCAAUUUAUGUACAAUAAAUUAGUCAGCAAUAUUUAAACGACUUAAGAUUUUUCAUUUGUUUCUCAAAAUAGAUAAGAUGUAAUUAGAGAAGAAAAUAUCUUGCCUUUAUUAAUUUGGUUAAUUUGUAAGACAUUUCCAAAUCCAGAUGAAAAGAUUGAAGGAUCUGAAGAACAUCUUAUUAGUGAUUUAUGUGGAGAAGCUUCUUUCAUUCUUAGAGUUUAAACUAUGCUUUAUUAAAAUAUUGAUAAAUCUAAUGAUGUUGAAUAUGAAAGGAAAGUUCAAAAAUUGAAAGAACAUUUAGAAGAAAAUCACAAAAAAAGAAAGAGACUUCUAUAACUUAAAUUAUUUGAAACUAUUAGAAUAGCAUGUCAUAAUAAUUUGUAAAAUUAAGAAAUAAUAAUGAAAUUCUUCAAAUAUUUUGAAAAAUAUAUUACUAUUGAUUAUGUAUGCAAUACUAUAAUACAAUGUAUUACAAAAAACUAUUCAAUUUUAAGUUCAUUAAAUAAAUAAGAAUUACCAAAUGAUAUGAAAUAAACUUAAAAUAUGAGUUUAGAAUAGAAAACUCAAAAAAGUUAAAGCACAAUUUUAUCAAGAUUAGUAGAUAGUCUAUAAAAGAGUGAUUAAUUGUAACCUGAUUUACUUAGAUUUAUAUCUGAAACUUGUGAAGCCAAUGGAGAACCUGUAUUUUCAAAUUAAGAAUUCUUAUUGAAUUAAAUUCAAUCAUUGCAUUAAAAAGUAAAGAAUGAUAUGGGAGAAGAUAAGGUUUUAAUGAAUCUGGAACCAAUAAAAGAUUAAGAUGGAGAUUAUGUAGAGUUUUAUAUUACAUAUAAAACAUCAAAUAAAACAUAUGUGACUAAAAUGCUAAAUGAAUUUCUAAUUGAAUAUAGAUAAUAAAGAGAGUCCGAUCCUAUUUAUGUGUUACAAUACAAUUAUUUAAUUGAGUAGUUGGCAUUCUACUCUAACAUUUGUUUUCAUCGAAAUACAGCAGCCAGAUAAUUAAUUUCUAAAACAUUCACCUAUUCCUUUUUGUUAUCAUAUGCUGAAUAAAAUAAUUAAUCCUCUGGUGAUGCAUAUUAUGUUGAUGAAUAAGUGAGAGCUUACUUCUUUCGAAUGAUAAGAACUUUGUACAUAGACAGAGAACCUUAUACUACUACACCUAAACCUGAGUUAGUCAAAAUCUUGGAAAAUAAAACUACUUAGAAAUAAUUAUUUUUAUUUGAUGAAGCAUCUAGUAAAAAGUAGUUAAAAGGAGAUUUUGAUAUUUAAAAGUUAAAAUUAAAAAUGCUUAAAUUUUUAACCUACUAAUCAGAAAAAUUAGACAAAAACUUAGAUGAAAAUUUGGUAUAUAAUAUGGAGACCUUAGAAAUCAUUAAAAUUUUAGAACUUAUGUUGAAAUUUGAAUUAUUUUGGAAAAAAGAUAAUGAAGAACCUGUAUAAAAGAAAUCUACUCAUAAAAGAGGAACUUCAAUAUUUAAUAAGGUUUAAGAAACUGGAGGUGGUUUGAGAGAAAUUUAUUAAUUAAUUAUAGCUCUUUCUAAAAUACUUGAAUAUGAUCAUUAAUAUUUUAAAUGUCUUGAUAAUGCUAAAAUUAAAAGGAAUUGUUAAAUUGAUAAAGAUAAGGAACAAGGAUUUAUGAAAUUUAAUAUUUCAGGUAUCAGCCAAGUAUUCGAAAAGGAAGAUAAAGAAAAAGAGGAAUAAUCAAUAUAGAAUUAAAACUUUAGAUAAGUUAAAUAAUAAGACACUGAAGUUAUAAAUGAUUCUCUAUUCAAAAAAAUGAAAAAUUUAAGAAAAGUUCUUCAUAGAUAUAAUAAUAAAACCUUUACUUUGAGGGAAAAUAAAGAGGAAGACUUUUAAGUAUUAAUAAAAAUAUAGAUUUGUUAAAUAUUUUCAUAUUUAAUGGAUGUUUCAUAAGAUCAUUGGAUUGAUAGUGCAAUAGAAUUUUAUAAAUCCCACAUAUAAAAUAAAUAAAUGAAUGAAGAAGUCAAUGAGGAAGACUUAAUAAAAUUGUUUCCUCAAGAAAUUUUAAUGUCAGGAGAACAAUGGGUAGAUAAACCUGAAUUAGAAAAAAAGCCUAUUAGAUAAUCAGGCCCUACAUUAAAAAGCUUUGAUGAAGUUCUUAAAAGACCAUUUAUUGAAGUUUUAUUGAUUUCCUUAUAUUUUGCAAGAAAUCCACAAUUAGAAAAUUAAAUAGUAGAAUUAAUAUAAAGAUUUGCAAGAUAAAAAAAAGAGUUUUUGUAACACUUUGAUAACAUAUAAAUAUUAGAUACUAAUGAAUCAUAAUAAUUAUUUAAGGUUUGGGUAAAAAUGAUAGCAUCAUUAAAGAAUAAUGUACAAAGAAGCCAGACAUGGAUUACAGAGAAAAAUAGAAUCAUGGAUUAAACUCUAUAAUGUUUAUGGAAAAUUGAUAGUAUAUUUUAAUAGACUGAAAGUGUUUCAUUAAAAUUAAAACAAUAAAUUUUUGAACAUAUAGGUGGAUAUGAAGUUUUAUUAGAAUUAAUAUAUAAGUCCUUAGUUGUGAUAGAUUAAAAGUCUUUUCAUCCUGAUUUAAUAGCUUUAUUAAAGCAUACUUUAAAUAUUAUGGGUUUAUUUGCAAAGGAUAACGAAAGAAAUGUAUUGACUGUUUAUAGAAAAGUAGUAAAAAAAGUUAUAGAGAACACAAAUUAAAAUAUUGGAUAAAUUAGUUUAUUAUGUUCUUUAUUUGAAAAAAAGCCAACUUUAUAUGGUUAGCUUGGAUAAUAGGAAUAUGAUUAUUUUAUUAUUUUGAUUAAACAACAUGGAAGAUAUCCUGAGUUUUUAUAAUUUUAUUAUGAAAUUUUAGAAGUUACAGAAAUACAUUCUAAAAAAUCUGUAGAUAUGUUUGAAAUUGUUAUUGAAAAACUUACAGAACCAAUCAUAUCAAAUGAAUCAGGUUUAAUUCAUCCAUUAUAUCCAUUUUAAGAUAAUAAUAGACUUUCAAGCUUUUUUGAUUAUUUGCCUAAUAAAACUAAAUAUUGUUAUCUAUUCAUUAAUAUAUUAUCUAAGUGUUUAUCAAAGAAAAUUAAAGCAUCAUUAAUAAAUUAAGCAAUAGAAUUUUUAAAAUUAUAAGAUAUCUUAGAGAAUACAUUGAAAGUGACACAUAGAAUAUUGGAAUGUAUUAAAUAAAAGGAGAAACCUAAUUUUGAAGAUACUCAAUUAUAGAGUGAUUAUUGGAAUAUUAUAAAAUUUAUGAUUUUUCAUAAACCUGAAACUUUAGAUGAUUUAAUGCUCAGAUCAAAUUCUGAUAUUUUAAAUAAGAUUUUAGAAUUUGAACAUCAAGCUAUUAUAUAAAAAGAUUAAUUUGUACCAUCAAAUUUAAAUUAUUUAUUUGAUUCUUUAUUACCAGUAGUAAAUAGAUAUAAUGAGCUUCUUUAAAAUGCUUUAAUGUCUUCAGAAAAAGAUUAGAUUCAAAUAAGCCAAUUUGUUAAUUUUUUUCUAAGUAAUCUCGAUAGAAUGUUUUUCUUGGCACCAUCAGAAUUGACUAAUAAUAAAUAAAGAUUAUAGACAAUUUCAGAUUUAGGAUAAAGUUUUAAUAUUUAAGUACCAAUUAAAUUUAUAUAAUCUGAUCUCAAUAAUAAUGUUUAAGAAGAAAAGACUUCUGAUUUAUAAACCUAAGGCUAAUCUCAAUAAGAUAAUUCAUAAAUAAGUUAAUUUAGAAGAUAAUAUUUUGGAUAAGAAUUUGUUAAGGAUUUAGUCAAAAAGGAAUCUUUAAAAUUAUCCAAUUCUAUUUGGACUAUCUAAAAAAUGUUUAAAGAUGACAAAAGAAAAGAAGCUAAAGAUCUUUUGUUAACAAAUUCUGAUAUAAUAGUUAAGAUUCUAACUUACUUGGAAUUUUGGAGGACCAAUGGAGCUAGUAGAGAAAAUAUUAUAUUUAUUUUAAAGGUGUUAUCAGCCAUCUUAAAAGAUACAGAAAAUGAAUUAUUUGAAAGAUAAGUUUUAUUUAAUAGAAUGAAUGUUACUUAGAUACUAAUAGUAUUAUUGUGUGAAUCAGAACUUGAACCUGUUUAUAUGGGUAAAUUAAUGUCGUUUAUGAUUUUACUUUUAAAAAAUGGUAAUUAACAUGUAUAAAGGACAGCAUAUGAAUAUUUCUUAUCGAAUUCUUAAUGUGAAAAAUUCUUCAAAUAAUUUAAGGAUGUUUUUGAUAUGCAAAUAUUAUCAAUGAGUAGAGCACAUAAACUAAAUGAUUAAGAAAAUAAAUUAGUCUGCAAAGCCUUAAAACUUAUAUAGCUAUUUUGUGAAGGGCAUAAUUAAGAUCUACAAAAUUAUAUGAGAUCACAAUUUAAUUAGAAAAAUUCAUAUGAUUUAGUUUCAUAGAUUAUAUUAUUGCUUUAUACAUUUCAAAUAUCUAAAGGUAAUUAUGAAAGUGUUUUAUAAUGUUUUGAGACAUUAACAGAAUUGAUAUAAGGACCUUGUAAAUAAAAUUAAUAAACUCUAAUAAAAAGCAAUUUAUUGGAAUAUGUAGUUUUAAUAUUAUCAGAAGAUGAGAAAAUCUUUGAGUAAUCUAAUGAAUAUUUUAAAUAUGAUGGAGAGAAAUAGUAUCGUAUAUCUAUUCAUCCUGGUUAAUUGGCAAGACUAAAGUUUAAAUGUUUAAAUUGUUUAGUUUCUUUAUUGGAAUGUUGUGAACCAUAAAAUUCAGAUAUAGCCAGAUUAGUAAGAGUAAUACCUUUAAAUGUAUUAACAAACAAUUUAACAAGGGUAUAUAAAUUAUUUAAAAACUUUGGAGGAACAUAUAAUGAAGAAUUAUUUUAAAGGGCUGAAAUGAAAAUUACAAAUGAAUAACCAGCAUAAUAUUAUGAAUUUAUUAUUGAAAAUGGCUUUUUUAUUUUACUAUUAAUGUAAUAAUUUUUAGACAAUUAAAAAGCUAAAUAAUUAUUAUAUGAAGAUACUGAAAUGAAUGAUGUAUUGAAUGAAUUUUCUGAAAAAAGUAAGGUUGAAGAAAAUGCAAUAGCCAACAUAUUUUCAGGUUUAGAAAAUAUAGCCAAAUUGGGAGGAAACUUUAUAGGAUAGAUUGCUUUAACUUAAAAAUCUGAAGAAGAAUAAAAAUAAGACAAAGUAAUAUAAGAAAAAUUACUAUAAGAAAAAAUUGAAUAAAAAAGAUUAACUAAAGAUGCAAUCAGAUUUUUUAGAUAGAAUACAUGCUCUAUUGAUAUGAUAAGAGAUUAAAAAUUAUAUACUAUUUAUUUUCCUAAAUUACCAAUAUGUAAUUUGCCAAAAUCUGCUAGACUAGAAUUUCAUGAUUCAGUCAAUAGAACCAGCAGUAAAACUAAAUUAACAUAUUUAAUGGAGAGAGCUAAUUUUCUAAUAAAAGUAAUGGUUUAUGAAGAAAAAUUAAAUUAAAUCUUUGCAAAAAAUCCUAUAUUUGCAUUUUUUGCUUCAUAAGGGAAAUUAUGGGAAAAUUUGGCUUUUGUGACUACUUUAGUAAUUAAUUUUAUUGUGCUAUUGAGUUAUUCAUAAGACUUUUAUAAUGAGGGUGAUUAAGGAGUUACAGGAGAUUUAAUAUAUGAAAGACUUCAAGAUCCAAGAAUAUUUGGAUAUAAAUAAUCAACAUGGACUCCUCUUAUGAUUUAAGGAUUAGGAAUAACAAUGCUUGUUUUCAGUUCAUUAAUUGUUUUCUUUUUUUUGGUUAAAAGAGCUCCUCUUAAAGUGGAUCAUAUUUGGGAGGAUUAUCAAAAAUAAAAAAAAUUAAUUAAUACUAUAUUUGAUGUAAGUGUUAGAAGUAUUAAAAGUUUUUUUAUUUUAUUGUAGGAUCCUGAUAUAUUAUAUUAUUGUAUUUAUAUUAUAGCAGGAAUAGUAGGUUUAACAGUUCAUCCUUUUUUCUUUGCAUUUCAUUUAAUGGAUUUUUUAAAAUUAGAAUAAUUAAAAACUGUAUUAGAUGCAAUAUGGGGUCCUAGAGAAGAAAUAGGAUUAGCAUUACUUCUAUUAGCAGUUAUUGAAUAUUAUGUUGGGAUAUUAGGAUUUGUAAUAUUCUUUAAUGAUUAUCCAAUUGUAGAUGGUUUAGGUUGUUAAUUAUAAUCAGAUAAUGAUAAUAUAAAUUGUGAAAGAGGAUGUAGUACAAUGUGGUAAUGUGUUUUUAUGAGUUUCGAUUUAACAUUUAAAUUUACAGGAGCAUUGGGUUCAGGAAUAAAGGAUUAUGAUACAAUUAAUACUUUAACACAAAAUUUUGAUAUGAUUAGUAAUCCAUGGGCUAGAGUUAAUUAAUCAUAGAAUGAAUAUGAUGGAGUAGAUCAUUCAUUUACAUCUAAUUAUGUUAGUCGAUUUAUAUUUGAUAAUGCUGUGAAUAUAGUAUUAGUGAUGAUUAUGUUAAAUAUGAUUUAAGGUAUUAUAGUAGAUACUUUUGGUUCAUUAAGAGAAAAACUUUAAGAAAGAAUAAAAGAUUAAACAAUGAAAUGUUUUAUUUGUGGUAUAACAAGAGAGAAGUUUGAAAAGAAUGAUGAAGGUGGAGGUGUAGGAUUUUAAGAACAUAUAGAAUAAGAACAUUAUAUGUGGAAUUACAUUUAUUAUUAUGCAUAUUUAAAACAUAAGGAUGAAAAUGAUUAUAAUGGGAAUGAAUCUUAUAUAAAGGAAAAAAUUGAUAUGAAAGAUAUUAGUUGGAUGCCUAUAAAACGGUAAUAUAUAUAUUCUAUUAUAUUAGAGCAAGGUUUGCUGAAGAAGAUAUGGAUGAUCAACAAAAAGGGAAUGAAAUUCAAGAAGCAAUUGAAAUUAAAAUGAAGGUUAUGAAUGAUUCACUAGAAAAAAUAUAAGAUAGAAUGAAACACAUUAUUGAUAAUUUCAAUAAUUAACCUAAAAGUAUGAAAGAAACAUUUCAUGAAUGA
This is a messenger RNA of Paramecium primaurelia, 8554 nucleotides long. The record is from the annotation of a GenBank genome assembly. NCBI's taxonomy places the organism in Eukaryota, Ciliophora, Oligohymenophorea, Peniculida, Parameciidae.